AAGAGCUCAGAGUUGAAGCGAGCGCGAGCGCAAGCGGCACGAGAGGGAGGAAGAGCAGGAGCAUUCGCCGCCGCCACACGGUUCCCCUCAGAAGGCGAAGAGGAGAAGGAGCCUGCCUCGCUUUUGGGACGCUUUGUGAGGGGAAGACGACGCUGAGGCAGCCCUUCAGGGGGAAAGGCGGCCAAGGGAGAACCCUGAACUUCUUGGGGUGCCCUCCAUUUUAUAUCAGCAGGGAUUGAGAGGAGAGGACGCGUCGUGGCGCCUCAUUCUUUCCCGACUGGACUCUGGGAACGAGACUUUUCCUCUCCUUCUCCCGUGUGCUUCCUAGAAAACUUCAUUUCUCUCCCUGACAGCCGCUCCUGAGAAAGAAGGGAGGCUCCAACAAGUGUGUGUUUGAACAACUCGGCGCAGGACACUCCCACCAGGGACGGAGGGGGUGGGGAGCCUCCAUACUUUGAGAAAAAGUAAGUUGUGCUGGACUUGCACUCGCUUUGCCCCUGGAUUUCGUACUCUUGGAGAUACCAGCCUCUCUUUACUCCCCAGAGGAAAGGGACUGACAAGCCAAUGCCUUGUGGCGAAAAAUGACUGAAUUCGCUGCUUAGUUUCUCAACUGGAGGGGAGCAAACUUGUGGACUGUGUUCUAUGACUGCAAAGAUGGAACCUACAUUUUACGAUGAUGCCAUCAACGCAACCUUCGUCCAGCCUGAAAGCGGCACUUACGGAUAUAACAACCCCAAAGUCCUGAAGCAGAGCAUGACGCUCAAUCUGGCUGACCCGUCCAGCAACCUCAAGCCGCACCUGAGGAACAAGAACGCCGACCUGCUGACCUCUCCCGAUGUGGGCCUCCUCAAGCUGGCUUCUCCUGAGCUUGAGAGGCUCAUCAUCCAGUCUGGCAACGGGCUGAUCACCACCACUCCCACCCCGACCCAGUUCCUGUGCCCCAAAAAUGUCACCGACGAACAAGAAGGUUUUGCGGAAGGCUUUGUCAGGGCUCUCGCAGAGCUGCACAAUCAAAACACCAUGCCAAGUGUUACCUCUGCUGCCCAGCCGGCCAACUCUGGCAUGGCCCCAGUGUCUUCCAUGGCUGGAAACAAUGGCUUUGGUGCCAGCUUGCACAGCGAGCCUCCUGUCUACGCCAACCUCAGCAAUUUCAACCCCAGCACCCUCAGCACGGCGCCUAACUACCCCGCCAGCAACCUGGGCUACCCUCCGCAACAUCACCUGAACCCUCCCAUGCCGGUGCAGCAUCCCCGCCUCCAGGCUCUGAAAGAAGAGCCUCAGACUGUCCCAGAGAUGCCUGGGGAGACUCCUCCCCUGUCACCGAUUGACAUGGAGUCCCAGGAGAGGAUCAAGGCGGAGAGGAAGCGCAUGAGAAACCGCAUUGCCGCCUCCAAGUGCCGGAAAAGAAAGUUGGAGCGGAUUGCCAGGUUAGAAGACAAAGUGAAAACUUUGAAAGCCCAGAACUCGGAACUUGCCUCCACAGCAAACAUGCUGCGAGAGCAGGUUGCGCAGCUGAAACAGAAGGUCAUGAAUCACGUCAACAGUGGGUGCCAGCUCAUGCUCACACAGCAGUUGCAAACUUUUUGAAAAGAGAGUGGGAAGCAAACUGCGUUGGGGUGAAAAUUAAGCAAAAAGAAAGAGAGGUGGGAGUUGGGAAACUCACCUGGGUUGUGGGGCAGGAAGACAAGCCGGAAAGGCAUUGUUCCAGAGAGCGCUUCCACGACUCCCAACACCACUUCCAAAGCAUGCAUGGAGAGAAAGAGACUGGGUGCCUUUCUGUCUGAGGUGGUGGCAUGUCAGUUGGAAGUACAGCUCUCCGAAGUGCUGUUUCUGCUCAGACAAGGCUACAGAAGCCUGGUGUUAGCUUUUUCUUUCUUUCUUUUUAACAUUGACCAAGACCUGCAUGGACCUAACAUUCAAUCAUCAUUCAGUAUUAAAGGUUAAACUGCAGUAGAUACUGUAGAUUGCUUUCUCUUAGUACUCAUUUUUUUUAAAAAAAAAAAAGUGGGGAGGGAGUUUGUGGGAGGCUAAUGACUGAAGCUGAACUAUACUGCCUGCCUUAGAGUCCAGUUGUGUAUGUACAGAUACUCUUUUUUAUUUUGUGACAGCUGAUAAAUAUCAAGUAAAACUACUUCAUGACUUUGUAAGUUAUUUUUAUGUUCAUGUGGGUUCAAGCCCAGUAUUGUUUGUAAAUAAGAGGAUUUUUUUAGCAACCUUGAGUUUUUUUUCCAUUUGUAAUAAAGUAUAUAAUUUUUUAUGUUUUAUUCUGAAGAAAUGAAGAAAGGGUAGGUCAUAUUUAAGAAAAUAAUACUUUGCCCACUUUCUUUGAUUAGUGCCAUUAAGGCUACAACACUAUAUACACUUACCUAGGUGUAAGUCUCAUUGAACAAAGUGGGGUUUACCUCCGAGUAGACACGUGUAACAUUGCACUGUCAGGCAUAUGCAGAAUCAACUUGUGGUUAGAUGUUAAAACUUCACUAAUGCUAUAAGUGGGGGAGGGGGAUCGAGUUCUGUAAAUUCCACACUGGGUUAGUAUGUAACAGCAGUGUAAUCCUUUUUUUUUUUUUUAAAGAAGAAGAGAGUUCUGUACUCCUGUUAUAAUAAAGCUAUUGGUCUUUAGAGUACUGUGUGUCCUCUGUCACUGGAAUACAAGAGGAUGUGUUAAAUGAGCCCCCAUGGUCUGUUUUACAAGCUACUAACAUAGUUUUCACAGAGAUGAAGAAAAGUGGGAAAAGAGGAUGGGAUUCCUGUGUAUCCACGCCCCUUUGUGAUGACUUCUAUAAAAUAUAAUUGGUUAUUUCCUAUUUGAGAUAUUCUGUGUUAAGCAAUUACAUGCCUAAAGAUAGGUGAAAGUGUUCAAAAAGGGAAUCUUCACAUGCAGAAUUUGUCACCUUUAUUUUUUUUUUUGUUAACUCUUUGAUAAAAGAUGAAAUCUGUUCAUGAGUAUUUACAACUAUGCCUGUUGUCCAAUAAAAUCAUUCUAUUACUCUUUCAA
This is a messenger RNA of Anolis sagrei ordinatus, 2995 nucleotides long. Lineage: Eukaryota; Metazoa; Chordata; Lepidosauria; Squamata; Anolidae. The record is from RefSeq and is a predicted model, not a curated record.